UGUAACAGUGAGCGAAGAGAAGUCACAAUGUAUGGUAGAAUUUUAACUAUUGCUCUGUGAUAAAGGGCUAGUUCACUAAAACCAAAAGUAUCCACUUACGUGUUCCCUUCUGUUUCAUAUAUAAAAAGGGGCGUUUGUGCAUCUUCCAGCGCUCCUUCCAAGACCCAAAUGUGCUCGAUAUACAAAACAAAGAAGACAAUGAUUAUACUUGUUGUCACUUUCAGCUUCAUGUUGUGCUGCAACGCAGAGACCAAAGAACAGCGAAUAUAUCCUCGUAUACUGGAAGAGCGCUCGACAGCAGGAAAGUUGGUUCUCAUGCUCAACAAAAUGAUAACGCUAAAUCUAGAAAAGAGCACAGUCUUGGUUGACAAGCUCCUUUUUGUUACAAGCGCCAAAGAAGAACAAAAGUUGGAAGUGGUAGACACGUCUGAUAUUCAACGAAGCAUAUACUAUGACACACAUUACCAGUCAUCUGUGUUGGUGCGGCAGGAAGGCGGCAAUGUGGAAGUUCAUCUGCUGCAUUCGUUGUUCAAGAUUGGGCUGCAGAAGACUGAGCAGCGUCUGAGGUGUCAGUGA
Rhipicephalus microplus (southern cattle tick) is the source of this 576-nucleotide messenger RNA. RefSeq names its product venom metalloproteinase antarease TserMP_A-like. The record is from RefSeq and is a predicted model, not a curated record. Gene Ontology annotation, biological process: membrane protein ectodomain proteolysis. NCBI's taxonomy places the organism in Eukaryota, Metazoa, Arthropoda, Arachnida, Ixodida, Ixodidae. Gene Ontology annotation, molecular function: metalloendopeptidase activity.